AUGUCUUCUGAAAGAACUUUCAUUGCUAUCAAGCCCGACGGUGUCCAGCGUGGACUCAUUGGCCCAAUCAUCAGCCGAUUCGAGACCCGCGGAUACAAACUCGUUGCCAUCAAGCUUGUCUCUCCAUCCAAGGAACAUUUGGAACAGCACUAUGCUGAUCUCGCCGGAAAGCCAUUCUUCAAGGGCCUCGUCACCUAUAUGUUGAGUGGACCUAUUUGCGCUAUGGUUUGGGAAGGACGUGAUGUCGUGAAAACUGGCCGAACAAUCCUUGGUGCUACCAACCCUCUCGCCUCGGCUCCAGGCACCAUCCGUGGUGACUAUGCAAUUGACGUCGGUCGCAACGUCUGCCACGGAUCCGAUAGCGUCGAGAACGCCAAGAAGGAGAUUGCUUUGUGGUUCGGCGAGGGGGAUCUUGUCGAUUACAAGCAGAGCCAAUUCGAUUGGAUCUAUGAGGCAUAA
Molecule: messenger RNA, 459 nt
Organism: Uncinocarpus reesii 1704
Lineage: Eukaryota; Fungi; Ascomycota; Eurotiomycetes; Onygenales; Onygenaceae
Product: nucleoside diphosphate kinase 1
Exons: 7
Coding region: 1-459 (152 amino acids)
Biological process (GO): GTP biosynthetic process; UTP biosynthetic process; CTP biosynthetic process
Molecular function (GO): nucleoside diphosphate kinase activity
Source: RefSeq, a predicted model, not a curated record